AUGGCGAACGCUUCCGCCAAAAAGACCGCGCAACAGAACGCGGAGGCGAUCAAGAACAUGCAGUACGGCCAGGUCGCCUCCCUCGCGCUCGCGCUCCUCCUCCGUCUGCUCUUCCAGCGGCACGCGCUGCGGCCGACGACGGCCGCGUUCUGGGUGUACGCGCUCUCGCUCUGGGCGUUCGACGUCGUGUACAUCACCUGGGCGUGCCAGGUGUUCAGCGGCGCGUUCGGCGCGUGGGUCUGGUGGGCGUACCUCAUCAUCCCUCUGUACGCCGUCUACAAGCUCUGGAGCUCCGUGAUCUCGCCUAUGUUCUUCGGCGGCUCGGCCGCGUCCGCAGAGCCCGAGCCAGAAGCGAAGGAGGCUCCGACGAGCAAGCGGCAGGAAAAGUUGCGCAAACGGAGCGAGCGCGGCGACCCCCGCGUGCGCAUGCAGCAACAGAGCUGA
Messenger RNA from Epithele typhae, 444 nucleotides. RefSeq names its product DUF788-domain-containing protein. NCBI's taxonomy places the organism in Eukaryota, Fungi, Basidiomycota, Agaricomycetes, Polyporales, Epitheliaceae. The transcript has 4 exons. Bases 1 to 444 code for a protein of 147 amino acids. Gene Ontology annotation, biological process: vacuolar protein processing. Gene Ontology annotation, cellular component: intracellular membrane-bounded organelle. The record is from RefSeq and is a predicted model, not a curated record.